AUGACCGCGAAGGACAAGAAAUCGUUUAUAACGAUGGAGCCCAAUGACACGAUACGUUUUGUCGGCGACUUUAACAGUGAAAUCAAGACACAUCUGAAGAUUACUAACAAGAGUGACAUGAAGCAGGCAUUCAAAAUACGUUUUGUCGGCGACUUUAACAGUGAAAUCAAGACACAUCUGAAGAUUACUAACAAGAGUGACAUGAAGCAGGCAUUCAAAAUAAAAUGUACGCGGAACGAUCUAUUCAAAAUUCGACCCGCAACAGGGAUUCUGGACUACAAUCAAACGUCGAACAUCACCCUCACAUACAAGCCAAACGGAGAGGUCCCGGAAAAUGACAAGCAUCAUUUUGGAGUCUAUCAUAUUCCUGCACCAGAAGGAUGCACAUGUGAAGGUGCAUGGAGUGAACACUACGGCCCUCCCCAGGGAGAAUUCAGACUUAAA
Ostertagia ostertagi is the source of this 444-nucleotide messenger RNA. NCBI's taxonomy places the organism in Eukaryota, Metazoa, Nematoda, Chromadorea, Rhabditida, Trichostrongylidae. The record is from the annotation of a GenBank genome assembly.